Messenger RNA from Empidonax traillii (willow flycatcher), 300 nucleotides. It is a transcript of the gene PFDN6, whose product is annotated as prefoldin subunit 6. Gene Ontology annotation, molecular function: protein-folding chaperone binding. Lineage: Eukaryota; Metazoa; Chordata; Aves; Passeriformes; Tyrannidae. The record is from RefSeq and is a predicted model, not a curated record. Gene Ontology annotation, cellular component: prefoldin complex; cytoplasm. The transcript has 2 exons. Gene Ontology annotation, biological process: chaperone-mediated protein complex assembly; protein folding. The annotation marks the transcript as partial.
AUUCUGCAGGAGCUGACCCUGCUGGACUCGUCCAACACCAUCUUCAAGCUCCUGGGCCCCGUCCUGGUCAGGCAGGACCUGGAAGAGGCCAAAGCCACGGUGGGGAAACGCCUGGAAUACAUCACAGCAGAAAUGAAACGCUAUGAGCAGCAGAUGCAGGAGCUGGAGCGACGCUCGGAGCAGCAGAGGGAGGUGCUGGGGAGGCUCCAGCAGGAGCUGCAGGGCAAGCCCUGACCCCUCCCUCCGCCCUGAAAUUUUGGGGGGACCCACCUGGCCCUCCUCAGCCCCCCAGCACCCCAA